UAUAAUGCACAAAUUUUCUUAAUUUUAUUUCCGUUGAAAUGUUUUAAUUUAAAAUCUCAAAAGAAACUGUUGACUCAAAACAAAUGGCAAUGUUGCUUUGUAGUUCUUACACUCGGAAAAUGUAUCUUUAGCCAAGACAAGAGUUAGUCUUGGGACAACUUUCUUAAAUUCUCUUUGGAACUUCGUCAACAAGUGCACUUUAUAUGUUGGGGCAAUUGUGUUAGUUUUAAUUCAUCGAUAAAAAUGAAUCUUAAAUGCUUUAUUCAAUUGUUUUUUAUCAUUGUAGGGUAUAAGACUGCAAAUGCUAACCCUGAACCGGAAAUCAGAACUGCCGAUUUGGUUACCCAAACCGUAUAUGGAUUCUUGGAUUUCACAACAACUAUUGGAAAAACUGUAAUGAUUUUCUCACCCCAGAGUGCUCCAAGUUUAGAUAUUUCAGCAUUACUUCCAAAUAAAGUGGAUAUUAUAAAGACCAAGCCAUUGGCUGUUCAAGAAAAACCACCAGGAAUUCAUCCAACUAAAUUAUCAACAAACAAUAAUCAAAAUAAAAAAUCCACAAGUCAAGACACGGAAAUAGCUCGAAAGGAUUUUUCAAGUCAACCAGAUUAUGAUUUACUAUCACGUCAACCUGAAACAUAUGCUGAAGAAUCUUAUCAUGUUGUUGAUUUAGUAUCAAAAAAGAGAAAUGGCUUGAGAAAAACAGCCACCUCUAAGGAUCCUCAUCCGGUGGGUUUGGUUACAACUUUGAGUGGCAAAGUAGCAAUGGAUGGGACUACAACAAUACACGAAACAAGUGUAAUUGGGACGUAUAUUUCGGGAAAAUACGCUCAAGUGCUACAGAGUAGUUCACGUGUUUUGAACAAUAACAACAAUCAUAUAACUCCAACCCAAACGCAACGUGUUUUGAGAACUGAAAGUCCAACAUCUAGGCAUUUCAAUGGACAAGUUAUGAAAUACAAAACGAGAACUUCUUUUGACGAAAACCGCAUAGUUUCUUCCACAUCGGAGUCUAGUGUACAGAACAGUAUCAGGAAGCAUGGAAGCAGUGGAAAACAUAAACCGAAAGGCCAUCAAAAGAAUAAAGGCACUAAAUCACCUAGAAGUUCGCACAGACAAAGUGAAUAUGUUUCAACAUCAACAUCAUCUUAUGAUGCAAGGAGAAGUCCCUUUAGGCACAGGCCUCAACCAGCUGCAUCAGUGACUUCGAGCAUAACUCCAGCAAACACAAAACUUCGUUCCGCAGGUAGAUGGCAAUAUAAAUCAUCUGUCAAGCCAAAAGUUUACAUUCGCAAGGCUUCUGAAUUAUCUUCCAUUAUUUCCCCUACUUCUUCAAUUUUUCCAACAUCAAAUGAAAUUUCAGUAUCGGCAGUAACUUCGUCAGUAGUGGAAACCUCAAAACAAACGUCAUCGGUCAAAGUUGAUAAAAUUGCUAAUAGUAUUCCAGCAAGUGAUGAAACCACCUCUAUGAUGUUGUACCCAGUUGAGACACUUAACAUUGACAUUAUCACACCAUCGAACUUUGAAGAUGUUUAUUAUGAAGUUGCAACCAUUAAGACACCCUAUACAUUCCAGAUUGGUACAAUAAAGAAGACAAGGUAUGUCACGGUUACAUCAACAACAGAAAAAUCUUUAGAAACGGAUUACAUCGAUAAAUCUACAAUCAAAGGACCUCUAAUCGAAAACAUUUUAGCUACAACCACUCAAAUAAAUCAGUUAUUGCAAGGAAGCAGUAUUACAACAUUUCCGGCAUGCACUUUAGCUGAUAUCUCUGAAACACCGUCUUUAGAUAAUUAUGUCGAAACUUUUACCCAAUCACAGCUCAAGCUAAAAACUCAAGUUUUUCCAAUAGUUAACGCAGAUAAAAGUACAAGUUUCCUAACUUUCCUACAAACAUAUGACAUCACCACAGUUAUAACUUCAACAAAAACAACACCCGUUUGCCUUGAAAAUAAUAACUUAUACGAAUUCAAUAGCAAGCUUGAUGAAUCAGGCUCCGAAAUACACUUGGAUCUGGAAUUUGCUGAUUUUGCAAAUGGCGACCAAGAUGACGGAAACAGUAGUCUCGCAGCCGUAGCAUCUUCAGUGCGGCCUCCAGUUUUAAAUGAAGAACUCGUUAAGAAACCCACCAUUCCUGAACCAUCGCAGAGUUUCUAUCCUCAAUUUUCUCCAGAACAACUGCAGCAAUUGGCAUAUUUGAAACUGAUUCAACAGAACGCUCAAGUACCUUUAAUCGCCCCUACACAAGAAACUGUACCAAUGGAAUCGCUCUAUGAAUCUCAUGUUAUUCCAAUUGUACAGGGCCAGCAAACAAGUUACCGCACAAUUUCAAAACUAGUUUCAAGGACAGCUGAAGUUCCAACACCCCAACCACAGCCAUUUGCAUCGUUGAACCCUUUUGGCUUGCAACAACAACCUCAAUUCAAGCUGGUUACCUCAGCUACGGUCCUACCCACAGUUUUAACUCAGACCUUAAGUAGAAUUUUGAAGCUUACAUUCGGCGCAAAAACAGCACUCACAACUAUAUUUUCAACAAACGUUGUAUCCACUGAUAUACCAACAUUCAUCACUACUUCCUUACCAGUUGCACCAACAGCUUCUUUCGGAGGUUUCUUUCCUCCAGCUUUUCCUCAGUUUCCAUUUAUCGGUUAGGGGAUCAAACGCAUGAGGCAAUAUGGAACACAGUGGCCUGACCGAUAUUUACCCUGAAAACAAUCAUAACAAUUUGAAAUAAAGCACUUUAGGUGUAGUUAAAUUCAGUUAGGCCAACUAAGUUCGUAUAGCCUCAAAGCUAUAAAAAUAUUCAUAUAGGUAUGUGGUAUUAUGAGGAGUACCCAUUGUACAUUUUUUUCAUUGCUUUGGAGACAUUUUUCUUAUUUAAAAUCAUUUAGUAGAUACGUUUGUACAAGAAGUAUUAUUAAGGUGUAAAAUUUUGUAUUUUAAGAUAUUGGAAAAAAAAUUUGUUAAAUACUUAUAUAUAAUUGUUAUCAUUGGUGCAAUUAUUGAUAUAUGUAAAAUUUUAAACUAGGCAAACUGCGACUCAAAAUUUAACAAAAAUAAAGAGCUUUUACUUGC
Molecule: messenger RNA, 3072 nt
Organism: Eupeodes corollae
Lineage: Eukaryota; Metazoa; Arthropoda; Insecta; Diptera; Syrphidae
Product: mucin-3A
Exons: 6
Coding region: 244-2649 (801 amino acids)
Source: RefSeq, a predicted model, not a curated record